AUGCAUACAAAUAGUUAUUUGCGUUUUUCUCGAAAAGUAAUUCUGCAUCAUUUAUCGAUAUACGAGGGUAAAGAUGCCGCCCGUAACGCUAAAGCUGUGAAACGUAAACCAGCUAAAGGUGAAACGAAGAAAGUUGGAGGUGAAAAAAAUGGAAGCGAACGUAUAGUUCCAGCUCAGAAAAAGCCAAGAUACUAUCCAACUGAGACCAGACCUAAAAAGUUGGUAUCAAGGAAAAGAUCUUUCAAUGGUCAUGCCCAUAAACUCCGACCCUCUAUUACUCCUGGUACAGUUCUUAUUGUAUUGGCUGGUAAACACAAGGGAAAGAGAGUUGUAUAUUUGAAACAGUUGAGGUCUGGCUUAUUACUGGUUACAGGACCUUUCACUGUAAAUGGCUGUCCUCUACGACGAGUCAACCAAAUCUAUGUUAUUGCCACCAAAACCAAGUUAAACAUUGAUAACAUCAAAUUGCCUGAACGAUUAAAUGAUGACUAUUUCAAGAAAAAGAAGACACGAAAAGCACCUAAAAAUGAAGGCGACCUCUUUGAAUCAACAAAAGAGGCAAAAACUGUGUCACCAGAACUAAAGGAAGAUCAAGUGAAUGUAGAUAAACAAGUUUUAGAAGCCAUUUCCAAACAUCCUGAUCAUAAAUUAUUUACUGGUUACCUGAAAUCUAUUUUCUGGCUGAAGAAAAGUCAAUUCCCUCACAAUAUGAUCUUCUAAAAAUGGGAUUUACAAUUAAAAAAAUAUUUAAAAACCAA
This is a messenger RNA of Lottia gigantea (owl limpet), 758 nucleotides long. RefSeq lists its product as hypothetical. Gene Ontology annotation, biological process: ribosomal large subunit assembly; cytoplasmic translation. The record is from RefSeq and is a predicted model, not a curated record. Bases 1 to 720 code for a protein of 239 amino acids. Gene Ontology annotation, molecular function: structural constituent of ribosome; RNA binding. Gene Ontology annotation, cellular component: ribosome; cytosolic large ribosomal subunit. The transcript is spliced from 6 exons. Lineage: Eukaryota; Metazoa; Mollusca; Gastropoda; Lottiidae.